UCAACUUGUUAAACGGGAGGCUCUGCAUGAUUUCAAAAAAAAAUUAUGCCAUUUAUGCCACGCAUGUGCUAUAAUCUUUCUGCACCUCCUUCAAGCUCUGUGGACGUGCCCAUCAAAUCCUGACUUUGAAGAGCAUGGCCGCUCCGCUUCCGCAUCUCAAUCUCAAUACCACUCUAGGUACUCUGACAAUAGCGAUUAUACUAUCAAUGACCCUUUACGGUGCGACUUGCGCUCAAAUGAUAUAUUAUCACAAUCACUACACGCGGCAUGACCGAGGUUUCGUGCGAGGUCUUGUUUUCAUCAUGUGGAUGCUAGACACUGUUGUGUCUAUAUCGGACAUUUGUUUUCUGUGGUACUAUGUUAUUACAUGCCACGCGGACCCGUCGCGCAUUGGGCUAAUUCCAAGGAUAUACGAGCUUGAAUAUGCAAGUGUUGGUACAACCAUUUGGAUCGUUCAGUUCUUUUACAUCUACGGGAUAUUCCGUUUGCUCCAAGGAAGACCUAAUAAAGUGAGGCUAGCAAUUACAGUACCGUCGGCAGUGCUUGCUCUGUUAUCCCUAUGUAAGUCUUCGAGACGGCAUGCUUCUGUAAUAGUUGACGACUGCGUGCUUAGCUUUCACCUUCGGUGAGAAGAGCAUCCGCGCCCUGCUGAUUUGCCACGCUGAUAUGUAGCUGAUUACAAGUGGGCGUGCAUGUCACUGCGUAAGCAAU
Fomitopsis serialis is the source of this 711-nucleotide messenger RNA. RefSeq lists its product as uncharacterized. The record is from RefSeq and is a predicted model, not a curated record. Lineage: Eukaryota; Fungi; Basidiomycota; Agaricomycetes; Polyporales; Fomitopsidaceae. The transcript has 12 exons. The coding region runs from base 135 to 629 and encodes 164 amino acids.